Molecule: messenger RNA, 2737 nt
Organism: Amphiprion ocellaris (clown anemonefish)
Lineage: Eukaryota; Metazoa; Chordata; Actinopteri; Pomacentridae
Exons: 5
Coding region: 185-1222 (345 amino acids)
Source: RefSeq, a predicted model, not a curated record
CAGCGACGGGGACGGCGCCGCCGAACGUUUUACGUUCAAAACAAGGAAGAAGGUUUUUUUAUUCUGAGGAAACUGCGACGGAGGCGAGAAGAAAGACGCUGUGAGGAGGAUCAGUACAGUAUUCCUGGUCUUGGUUUUGGUCCUGGUCCUGGUUCUGGUCCUAGUCUUGGUUCUGGAUGAGAUCAUGGUCCAGCUGCAGCUCGGCUCUCUGGACCAGCUCGGUGAUUCGUGGUUCGGUCGUCCGUUUCCUCGUCACGGACUUCAGCUGCUCUUCUGGUUCGCCAACGACUGCGUCACCAUUGAGUCUGCAGGCGUCAUGAAGCUGGUGUCCGACUGUCAGCCAGAAAUUGGUUUGUUUGGUUUCCACGUGUUCGGAAACAUGGAGGAGCUGCUGCCUGCUCUGAAGAAACGCUGGAACAAGAAACAGGUUUCGUACUUUGAGGUGGGAAACCUGAACACUGAAACAUACCCGGCGUCCGCAGACCUUCCCGCCUACGUCAGAGAGAAUUAUGGGCUGGAUGGUAACUAUGGCGACGACAACAGUGACCGCAUCAUCAUCAGUUACCGGGCGAGGAGCCGGCUGGUGGAGGCGGUCUACGUCACCGAGCACGACAGCAACGCCUUCGGGAGGUUCAGAGCCGACCGGACCUUCCAGAUCCGCUGCGAUUUGAUCCGGGUCCUGCAGGACCAGCGGCUGGAUGUGUCCUCGCUGCUAAACCAGAUGGGUUACUAUGACGACGUGCAGCAGCCGUCGGUCCAGGAGAUGCUGGACAUGCUGCAGACCUUCAGCGGAGACGGUUUCUUCUCUGGAGGCUUCGACCGGUUCAUGGAGCCGUUCAACUUCGACCAGCGGUGGAUCUUCGACAUGACACCCAGCAACAGAGCCGUGAAGCCCAGGAGAACCAGAACCAAGAAGAAGACCAGAGCAGUCACCAGGAGCUACUGGGAGCCCUACUGGGAGCAGAGAUACCCAGUUUUUGCAGAAGAACCAAAGAAGAAGGACAGAGGAGGAGGAGGAGGAGGAGGAGGAGGAGGAGGAGGAGGACUGGGCUUGAUCAGGAUCCUCCUGGGAGCUGGAGCCCUUUACCUGGCCUUCAGGUGCUUCAGAUGGUGGAUGAGGAGUUGCUGGGAGUCGGACUGCUGGGAAGCCGUCCUCAGCAUGAAUCCAUGGAGGGUUGAGGGUCAUCAGCCGCCGCACGUCAUGCUGGAUUACGUCUUUUAGAUCAUCUUCUAGAUUACACUUCUGAUGUCUUCAAACAUUCAAGGAUGUCAGAAACUCUCCAUGAAUUUUCCACACUGGAAAAUAAUGAAGUUUUAAUGAUUUUUAUAAAGAUCUGACACUGAAGGCUCCACACCGUCUUCAGUCUGAAUGUUUUUAUUUAAAGUGAAUUAAACUUGGAAAAUCUGAGCUCAAAGGUAUAGUUUUAGAAGUAAGUAUUCCUAAUAGAGAGGAUGGAGUUGUGUUGGUUUAUCUCAUACUUCUUUUCUUUGCACCAAUCAGAUCAAUAAGCCGAGAAAUGAAGCAGCUGGAGUCCUGGAACUUUAUCUUCUCAUUGAUCUGAACAUCUGGUCGAAUCAUACAAACCAGCUGGAGGACGAUGGAAAUAUCGUCCAGAAUCAGUUUAUCUGUCAUCUGGUUUAUCACUGGUUUAGGGCUGGUUUAGGACUUUUUUAACUGGCUUCAGGCUGGUAUUGGACUAGUUUAGGACUGGUUUUGGACUAGUUUUCCACUGGUUUAGGACUGGUUUUGGACUAGUUUCCCACUGGUUUAAGACUGGUUUUGGACUAGUUUUCCACUGGUUUAGGACUGGUUUUGGACUAGUUUUCCGCUAGUUUAUGACUGGUUUUGGACUAGUUUCCCACUGGUUUAGGACUGUUUUGGACUAGUUUUCCACUAGUUUAGGACUGCUUUUGGACUAAUUUUCUGCUAGUUUAUGACUGGUUUUGGACUAGUUUUCCACUGGUUUAGGACUGGUUUUGGACUAGUUUCCCACUGGUUUAUGACUGGUUUUGGACUAGUUUCCCACUGGUUUAAGACUGGUUUUGGACUAGUUUUCCACUAGUUUAGGACUGGUUUUGGACCAGUUUCUCACUAGUUUUGGACUAGUUUCCCACUGGUUUGGGACUGAUUUUGGACUGUUUCAGGACUGGUUUAUGACUGGUUUUAGACAAGGUUAGGACUAGUUUCUGAGUAUCGUACAGCCAUUUUUAUCUCAUACUUUAAAGUUUUUAAACUCCAGUGUUUCCUCAGAGGGGUCCUCCACACUGGGGGCAGUAUCCGGUCUGCUGCUGGGGUGCUGUCCACGGGUCCCUUCAGCUGGUUGGGGGGUCCCCACCUCGGUGUGGGGGUCCCCCUGUCUGUCAGGGUCCAGGGGGUCCGGGUGCCGGCGCCCCCGGCAGUCAUGGCUUGAGACUCCUCCUAGUGUGGACGACCCCAAUGGAGGCGUUUUCCAUGAUCCUCAGUGCCAUGCCAUGUCUCCCUACUGUCAGUGGUGGGAGUGUGUGUGUGUGUGUGUGUGUGUGUGUGUGUGUGUGUGUGUGUGUGUGUGUGUGUGUGUGUGUGUGUGUGUGUGUGUGUGUUUAUGCAUGUUUGUGUGCAGUUGCGUGUAUAUUUCCAGGGUGGGAGGGAAAGGUUUUCUUGUUUUUAAUUCAAUGUUUUUAAAGUUGUAAAGCACUUUGUGGUGCAAUUUUAUUGUAUGAAAAGUGCUAUACAAAUAAAGUUUGAUUGAUUGAUUGA